Molecule: messenger RNA, 951 nt
Organism: Penicillium soppii
Lineage: Eukaryota; Fungi; Ascomycota; Eurotiomycetes; Eurotiales; Aspergillaceae
Exons: 2
Coding region: 1-951 (316 amino acids)
Source: RefSeq, a predicted model, not a curated record
AUGCCCGGACUCCAUUUUCAGACUCCGAGUCACCAUCCUCCAAGAUGCCCCCUUCUCGCCUUCGCAAUAACCCAUUAUCUCUGCGAUGGCGCCGAUUGCUACGAAGCAGUCAAAGCAUACAGCAACCUCCUAUCCAACCGACCGACCCCAGCCUUCGCCCCUUCCCCAGACGCGGAAGGAACCCGCAUCUCAGACAAACUAGCCGACGAGCCAACAUGCACUGAAGCAAAAUCACAGAUAUACUACCAGCGACACAUCCACAGCUACAACAGUGGCUUCCUCGAGCUCUCACGUGCCGGAUGGCGCAUCCUAUCCGCGAUGAUCGCCGUCAAGCUCGGCCUCCUCGACACGCUGACGACAAAAUUCAUCUAUCUCCCCAGAGCUUGGGUAGAAACUCUAUGCAUCAAAGCGCAAGCAGAAUUCAAAGCCUACGAAACGACAGACACGAAACCGCAAGGCCCGGUGUACUUCUACAGCUCCAUCCAUUUCCGGCCCUUCAUGGACCCCCCAACUGGCGCAUACUAUAUCCACUGCAGUAUCGUUGCGAUCCGGUGCAAGUUUUCCAUUCAGAAGCUAAAAGCCGACUCGCUUGCUAGCAUUGCGCGCGAAAUUCACCUCACCACGACGCAGCACAAGAGCCGGGAGUCUGCGCGGCAGAAUCUGAGUCUCUCGGAGAAUAAUCUCUGCAAGGCUCUGGCGUUCUGGCCGAGGGCUGGUGCGAAUAUGGCGCUUGCUUUGCUUUCGCAGUGGACGACGUUUGACUUUGCAGGGCUUGAUUUUUCAGGGGCUUGUCGGGAUGGGCUGAGGCCUGAGGUUGUCUUUGUUGAUUCGCUUGCGAUCGUGGGGAAGGAUGGGUCGGGAGAUUAUCUUGUUCGUGCGUUGAAUAACUUGGCAGGGUGGAAGAGUUUUGAUGAUUCUAAUAGUAUGAAAUCUCUGUUUCCUGUCUCAUGA